Messenger RNA from Lolium perenne, 1017 nucleotides. RefSeq lists its product as uncharacterized. The record is from RefSeq and is a predicted model, not a curated record. NCBI's taxonomy places the organism in Eukaryota, Viridiplantae, Streptophyta, Magnoliopsida, Poales, Poaceae.
ACAAGCAAGGAAUUUGACAAGAAACGGUAAACCUAAGACGCGAUGCUUUGGUCGUCAUUAACAACCGCGUUAAUCCUAGCCAGUAAUAAGAUAGUACCCCAUUUGGGACUAAUUUGUUGGCAGUAUCCAAUUUGUGUAACGACGAUGCACCAGGGACGAUCGACGGUGGAGGUUUCAUAUGACCGUGAGGUGGCCGCACGGACCAGGUGUGCGUAUAUAAGGGGAUUGUCGUCGUUGCUUUGCAGUGACGGUGCUAGCUGCGACCAUGUCCAGGGACAGCGUGCUGAUCGGCGCUUCCAUGGCCGCGCUCGUCGUGCUCUCCCUCGUUACCUUCUUCUGCUCCAACCACCGCCGCCGGGCAGUGCGUGCCUCGUCUUCGCAGCGGAGAGCCGUGGACGACGUGGAGCUCGGUCGGCGCCGCCGGCCGUGCGUCGCCGCUGCCUCCACCGGGCUCGAGGAGGCCGCCCUGGCCGCGUUCCCGACGGAGUUGUACUCCUCGUCGACCCGGCAUCAAGCGGCGGCGCCGGCUGAUGAGCGGACCAAGGAGGAGGCGGCGGCGGACGACGAAACGACGUGCGCAGUGUGCCUGGCGGAGUACGCGGACGGCGACGAGCUCCGGCGGCUUCCAGGGUGCGCGCACGCGUUCCACCGGGCGUGCGUUGACCAGUGGCUUCGGGAGCGACCGAGCUGCCCGCUCUGCCGCACGCCGCCGGCGACAUCAGCAUGCAUUCACACGCGACCAAGUGAAGUUUAAUUUGCUAGGCCUGUGUCCCGGUCUGUCGGGACCAUUUCGGAGAGCGGCAAAAUGCGGCGUACGUUGUUGCUUUGCACCUACAUGUCUCCUGCUUAGGUAUAUAUUAGGUAUAGUACGUAUACUUACGAGGAUGAUUAUGUUCAUACGUGUCAGAGUGCAGACAAUGCAUCGUGUUUUGUUUACGUUUAUGUACUUCAUUGUGUACAUGCUCUUGUAUCUUUCUUUUCGGGUAAACAUAUCAGCCUACACCAGAACAAAGAGCA